Vombatus ursinus (common wombat) is the source of this 2170-nucleotide messenger RNA. Its product is annotated as epoxide hydrolase 1-like. The record is from RefSeq and is a predicted model, not a curated record. The transcript has 9 exons. Gene Ontology annotation, biological process: epoxide metabolic process; arachidonate metabolic process. Lineage: Eukaryota; Metazoa; Chordata; Mammalia; Diprotodontia; Vombatidae. Gene Ontology annotation, molecular function: epoxide hydrolase activity. The coding region runs from base 108 to 1481 and encodes 457 amino acids.
AUCCUGGGAGGACUAGCUUGAACUUUAAACACAAAUUCUUUUGACCUCAUAGAGCAAGCUUUCAGUUUCCCAGAAGAGAAAGCGAACCAGGUUUCAGUGGGUGCAAUAUGUGGUGGCUUCAGAUUUUUGCCGGGCUGUUUCUGGCUGGUGUAAUCUACUGGGUCAUUAACAGGAAGAAUAAUGAAAAAUUGGAAAUGAAAGAUGCAUGGUGGGGCCCAGGAAGUAAGUCCAGCACACGUGAGGAUGAAAGUAUCCGCCCCUUCAAGGUGGAAACCUCAGAAGAGGAGAUCAAGGACUUACACCAGAGGAUUGAUUUGACUCGAUACACACCGCCCCUGGAGGACAGCCGCUUCCAUUAUGGGUUCAACUCUAAUUACCUAAAGAAGGUGGUUUCCUAUUGGAGGAACCAGUUUGAUUGGAAGAAGCAGGUGGAGAUUCUCAACAAAUAUCCUCAUUUCAAAACCAAGAUUGAAGGGCUUGACAUCCACUUCAUCCAUGUGAAGCCCCCCAAACCACCAGCAGGCCACAAAGUAAAACCAUUGUUGAUGAUUCAUGGUUGGCCUGGCUCCUUCUACGAAUUUUACAAGAUCAUACCCCUCCUGACUGACCCCGAGAGCCAUGGCCUGAGUUAUAACCAGAUCUUUGAAGUCAUCUGCCCUUCCAUUCCUGGCUAUGGCUUCUCUGAAGCACCUCACAAGCAAGGCUUCGACAGUGUGGCUGCUGCUCAGAUCUACUGUAAGCUGAUGAAGCGCCUGGGCUUCCAAGAAUUCUUCCUCCAGGGUGGUGACUGGGGGUCUCUGAUCUGUACCAACAUAGCCCAGAUGGCGCCCUUACAGGUGAAAGGUAUCCACUUGAAUAUGUGCUUCAUUGAUUCUGGAACAUUCUCCGUCUUUGUGUCUCUUCUGUUGGGACGGUGGUUCCCAUGGCUUUUUGGCUUCCAGGAGAGGGAUUUGCAGCUGUUGUACCCUGCCAAGAAGAUCCUCCAUUACAUAUUUAGAGAAUCUGGCUACAUGCACAUCCAGGCCACCAAGCCUGAUACUGUAGGCUGUGCACUGAAUAACUGCCCUGUGGGAUUGGCUGCCUAUAUCCUGGAGAAGUUCUCCACAUGGACCAAUUCAGAAUAUCGGUACCUGGAGGAUGGAGGCCUGGACAAGAAAUUUACUUUGGAUGAUCUGCUGACCAAUAUCAUGAUCUACUGGGUGACGGGCAGCAUUGCCCCCUCACAGCGAUUCUACAAGGAGAAUUUGGGCCAAGGCGUAGGUGUACAGAAGCAUUCAAAGAUGAAGGUAUUUGUGCCUGCUGGUCUGUCCGCCUUUCCCUAUGAGCUGCUGCACUGCCCAGAAACUUGGGCUCGGAAGAAAUUCCCCUAUCUCUGCUCCUACACUCAUAUGUCCCGAGGGGGUCACUUUGCUGCUUUUGAAGAGCCUCUUCUGCUUGCAGAAGACAUCCAAAAGUUCAUAGGGACAAUAAAGGGGAAGUGAGUUUCAGAAUGAGAUACUUCCUUUUCCUCCCCAAAUGGUUCCAGUCUACCCACCUCUCUCCCCACCUUUCAUCAUCUCCCAGAUGCCCCAGACUCCCUUUCAAUACCCCCUGCCCCAAUCCAUGGCUCUGAUGUAAAUCUCCAACCAGCUUGUUCGAGAUGAUGAUAGGAGGGGAGUAUGCCAGCUCUUCCUGCCUUGAGUCCCAAGGUUGGUCCACUAGGCUGGGGAAAUUGAAUCUCAUCCUUGUGGCAUGUGCCAGAUCCUGUUAAACUCCUGUGUGUUCCAGCUACCAGAAUUGGUUUCUAGGGUGGUUGAAUCUUUCUUAAUUUGGAGGUGUGGUGCUGGUUCCCUUACCCCUUGCUAUUGGAGCUUUUAUCAGUUACUUGUUUUCUUAUAUAGUUUAUUAUGGGACAGGGCUGCCAAAUGAGUGAUUUUGCUUCCCUUCCCUCUGUAGGCUGCAGAUGGUGCAGCUCUACAUUGGUAGAGGGAGUUUGCUCAUCCUGGACAUCCCACCACGAAUAAAUCACGGUCUCUACCCUCUCUGUGUGUGCUGGGUGGAGCCCAAUACACAAAUUCCACGUUCCCUACGUCUCAAAGCUUUUCUUGGGUUCUGAGGUGGUAGAUUUGGGCUGGAUGGGCCUGUGGAAAGGAAAAUGAAUUUUCAUAAUAAAUUUUUUUUUGCUUCAUAA